AUGAGUGCCCCUGGAAUGGAGCUGGAGGAUGAGGGUGGGAAUGGAACGGCAUUGUCGCACUGGAAGAGACGCAACGCAAAGGACGAGCUGAUGUCUGGCAUUUCUGGAGUCGGCUACUACACGGCACUGACAAUGGCUGUUUUUGUGGACAUGGGCUUUUACCAGGCGCAGUGGGGGAUGGCGGAGCCGAUGGCAUGGGGCAACAACUCCGGCUGCGAGCUGCUGACGCAGAAGUGCCUGACCAACGGCGUCAGCAAGUAUCCGGAAAUGUUUUGCGGCACCGAAAUCAAACAUUAUACGUGCACGUCGGAUCGCCUGGCCCUGGGGCACUGUACUAUUUACACCUACCAAAACCCUCUUCCCGCACAGUUUCGGUACUUUGCGGAUCCCCAACUUGGCGGGUCUUCUGGAAACCUGAUGGAUUACUGCCCUUACAUUCAGCCGUAUACAAAUUCGCGGUGCAUCGAUGGUUCGGCAGACCUUAUGCACGGAAGCCGCGUUGGCCCAAAGUCAAAGUGCCUCAAGGGGGAGGGGCUGCGUGACCCCAAGGGCAGUCUCGGCGACGUGUGCGCUGAGGUGUCGUGCGACAACGACAGGGUGAAUGUGCGGUACCUUGGCGAUGACACGUGGCACGCGUGCCCGGAGGGUGGCAGUAUUGCGCCAGACGGGUUCUUCACGAGCGGGAAGAUCUUGUGCCCAAGGCACAUCGAAGUGUGUCCCCAACUACAAAAGGAGGAGGAUGGCCACAGUGGAGACAAAAGCCACUCAGGUGAAGAUACCAAACCGGCGGAGCGAAUUCCACCACCCUACUUGCCGUAUGAUAUUAGUCGCUUGCACAAUGUGCUUUUUCCCAUUGUUUCCACUACUUUAUUCUUUGUGGUUGCAAUUGUAGCUGCUUGUUAA
Molecule: messenger RNA, 903 nt
Organism: Trypanosoma conorhini
Lineage: Eukaryota; Euglenozoa; Kinetoplastea; Trypanosomatida; Trypanosomatidae
Product: putative surface protease GP63
Exons: 1
Coding region: 1-903 (300 amino acids)
Biological process (GO): cell adhesion; proteolysis
Cellular component (GO): cytoplasm; membrane
Molecular function (GO): metalloendopeptidase activity
Source: RefSeq, a predicted model, not a curated record